Molecule: messenger RNA, 3182 nt
Organism: Styela clava
Lineage: Eukaryota; Metazoa; Chordata; Ascidiacea; Stolidobranchia; Styelidae
Source: RefSeq, a predicted model, not a curated record
UUAAUCUGAACACGGAGUCGAAAUGAACUUAAACACUGGUUAGGAAACCCUGUCCGGAGGAUUUAGUGAGGGGAAGUCCCCACAUAUGGGUGUCAUGACAACGGAUUUCGUUGAGGAAGUUCCCUUCAACGAUUAUCAGGGCUCCAUCAUCUUCAUCACAGAUUCAGUCAAAAUGCCCUGAAAUAAGGCAUAUAUGCAAGAACUCAUUUGUAUCUUCAUUGUAUUAACAAAAAUUGGCAAAAAUGUCGUUGGAAGAUCCCCGGCAUUAUUUGAAUAUUCAACCUGUUCCUCCAUGGUCUGCAGCAAAGGAUGCCAAACUCAAAGCUCGAAGUUUUAAUCAAUACAAUCUAGGUUCACCAACAAGAUUAGAUAUGUUCCGCAUGAAUUAUUCUCGGAGAUUACGUCAGUUGACUUCACAAGGUUUUAUGUCAUCCUCCAGUAAGCCAUAUCAACCAGUUGGCACUCUUAUUCUGAAUGUGAAAGACCUUGUUAAAAAGACACUGGGACAAGAAAAAGAUCAACAUCCAAAAUCUACAAAAGUGUUGUCAAAGGAAAACAUACCCUCAUCAAACCAUACUUCAAUGCAUGAUGCUGAUAAACCAAAGCCUGCAAGUUCCUCAAGUAGACCUAUUUCUUCACGAUCUCAGAAUCGAGGACUUAAUUUACAAGACAUUGCAACCAAUCUGAACAUGGUUGGAAGCACCAAGCAUUCUGUGAAACUGGGUCAUUCUUUAUUCAACAUACUUGAAACUUCAGAAUCUCUUAAGCUGGAAGCGAAACAUAAUGUUGAAAUAAAGGAUGUUCAAGCAAAAAAUUCAAAUGACGACAUGAAGAUUGUCAGUGUCACAUCUGAAACUGAUGCGGAAUUUCAGCAAGGUGCCAAAGCUCUUCCAGCACCACAAUUUUUAUUCAAAAUUGAUCAAUGUCAACUGCAGAGCACUGAUAAAUCUAGAGAAAUGCCCUCAGAUUUCAGUUACAAGGCCAUAUCUCACUCUGAUAAAAAUCAAAAAAAUUAUCAACUUUGGAGACAACUUUGUGCCUUGCAUUGGUUGAUCGAAGCAUGCAGACAUGAGCAAGGACUUUCUGAGAUUGUGACUCUUGGCGAGCACAUAGUUCCAUUGGCUGAAUGUUGGAAUACCGUUCAUCCUGGCGGAAUGGCUGAUGCAAAUUCUGAUAGAUAUAUGGGCACCAGUUGGCGUAGUUUCUCCAGAUCAAGUUUUCAAACAUCUGUAUCACUGUCAAGAUCAAAUUCUCAAUGUAGCGGCACUGUAUCCACAAGUCUAGGAUUUUUGUCACCAGCCUCUCCAAAGCGUCACAAAGAUGCACCUAAUGCUUUCGAACAUUCAAGAACUCCUUCAGUAUUUUCAAUUUCUCCUGGACAUAGCACAUUCAGAAGAAGUUCAAUUGAUAACAGACAAUUGGCUUCAGAAUAUGGAAAGAAUGUUGGCUCAAAGGAGACUCACGAUAAUGACAAUGAGUCCGAUUAUCAUAACAACCUUGUAAAACUUCUUGACACUGUUAAAGAAAGUGUAAGCAAAGAAAUGUUAUACAGAGAGAAAAUAGCAGAAGAUGAAGCAGAAAUGAAAGGAAGGCUGAAGGUUCCAGUUUACAAAUGGGCUCUCACACCUUAUCCAAAACCUGUACAACAAAACUAUGACAAAAAGAAGAGUGUCGUGGUAGAAGAUCAGACUUCACCAAGCAAGAAACCCACUGUGCACAUACGUCCGCAUACAGCAGGCCCAACCCUCCAAAACAGACGUGCUGUCUCCCAAGCAUCAGAAUCGUUCCAGAAACAGCCACGGCCUCAAACCGCAAUUCACAGUACCAACAAGUUGAAGCGACCAAGAAGUUCCCCGCCAAAGUUAUCUGUAGACAUUAGUGUAGAAUUUCAAAGUGCCAACAGAGAACAAACAAUGAUCAAAAUGAAAGAACAAUUUCAAGAAGUGACAAAUUUAAAAGCUUUAAGACUUCAUCAAAAUUUAACAGAAUUGCAAAGAAGCCGGUGGGAAAGAAUGGAAAAGAAAUUUGAAGCAUUUCAUGUUCGUCAACGUGGCAUGCAUCGCAAUUUAAAAGUUAUGAGGUCUGCAGUCGCUGCUGCCGGAAGUGGUGAUAGAAAUGGCAGCAGACUCUCUUCUCCGGCAGUUAGUGCAUCCACAUGUGAAUGGUACUCUCAACUUCUAAAAUUAACGUUGGCACAUGAGUCUGAAGAUAAACCCUGCAUGACUGUUAUGAAGAGACUUGAAGAAUCUGCAGCUCGUUGUAUGGGAUGGAUGUCGCCUGAUGUUACUUCAAGAUCAAGUCCUAGACUAAAAGAUUUGAAAAGAUCCAAUGCACCAAUUGACAACCAAAUUACGGUUGAAUCAUUUGUUACAGUUUUACGACAGUUGCGUUCGUUUGAAAUUUUCGCACCUGAUGUAAGUGCUGCAGUGGAAUUUAUGCGCAAAGAGGUUGUAAAAAUGCCACAAGAACAAUUUGAAGAUGUUAUUAAAAAAAUUGUAAUAUAAAUACAGAAAUGCAUAAUCGAUGCUUUCUGGUAAUAUCAGCUAUGCUCACUUUCCUUGUAAAUAAGGAAAACAUUCCAUAAAAGCAUGAUGAUUUUGCUGGUAUCCCUUGCAUAAUUUUGAAUACCGUAUACCAUUGUAUUGUAAACUAUCUCCGUCAUAAAAUUAUUUUAGUAUAUAAAUGUUAAUAUAAGAAUAUGGUUCCAUGUGUUAGAUAAUUUUGAUAAUUCUGUAUAAAAGCUUUCUAUAUUUUGUAUGCAUGAUUUUAUAUCCCUUUGCUUGCAACAUAUUUUUUACCUCCUUUCAAUGCCUAUAUAUGCGUAGCUACCAUUUUUCAUAUUUUGUUUUACCUAUGCUAAUCAAAUUACCUAGUUUUCAUAUGUUUGCUCAGUGGUUUACAAAUCUUUAUUGCUUUUGACUGAUGAUGUUUUGAUAUGCUAUGUAUCAAAUUUCGAUUUAACUGCCCUUGCAAUAAAUUAUCAUGUUGGAGUUUUGAGUGUUGAUGAAAAAUGUGAUUGAUAUAUCCGGAGACAUAUUUCAAAAAUAUUGGUAUUGGUAAUAUCAGCAGUUUUCAAGUUUUAAAAAUUGGUGUCAGCAAAUUUUUGGCAUAUGAAAUCUGGGAUACAAUACCUAGAGAUUUUAUUUCCAAAAAAAAAAACUAUAGCUUAUCUUGAAUGAAAG